AUGGCUAAAGAGUUUGACUGGUUACACAGUCAAGCAGGCCUUUGCAAAGUAGACCUCUACAGUCCAGACGGACGAAGUGAUCAGGAUCGUAAAGUUAUCUGUUUCGUUGACGUCGCCAACCUUAAAUUAAAGGAGAAAGACAAACACAACAGAGGAUUAUCCGGUGCCGCUGACCCUUCCCUUGACCUGCGUAAUCUUGAAGAAAAGGAAGUAAUUGUAAUAAAGGACAACGAACGAGAUCAUCACACCAAUACUGAAGGAGCAGUCUGCCUUUUCAAACAAGGCUCUUCUGAAGAAGUCAACGUUGUGAGCUGGCUUAGCAACGACCUUCAGAAAUACGCAGUUGGAUUCCAGCAUGCACUAACCCCCACGGGCCCUCAUAAAUCUGCUUACAAUUCGCCUGCACUUCACAAGAUGUCCCAGACCAGUGAUACUUCUUUCCGAGGCUCUGGUUGCCAGAGAGGAGGAGAUGAUCUUUCCUAUUAUGUUAAUAAGCUCUGUUCCUUAGUGGUUCAAAUGGCACAUAAAGAAAUGAAGGAUAAAUUUGAAAGCAGUGGCAGAUGCAUUCGGCAAUCAAUUAAUCCCCGUGGAUCUAACAGCAAGAUUGGUGAUGAUUAUGGAAAACUAUCUCCCAAAUCAUCUCACGACGACCCCAGAAAAGCUUCACUCUUUUAUGGAGAGAUGUCUAAUCAGAAUGGCUACAGGCAGGGAGCUGACAGGCAAAUGUGCGAAAGGAAACAGUCUGGACAGGAUGAUAGUUCUGUAAGCAAAGGGUUGAUGGUGUAUGCAAACCAGGUUGCUUCAGAUAUGAUGUUCUCAUUCAUGAAGACAAUGAAAGUCCAAAAAGGAAAGCAUCCUCCACCUGCUUGUGUGGUGUUAAAGAAGGUACUUCUCAAACACACCAGAGAUGUUAUAUCUGACUUAAUUGACUCCACCAUGAAAAAUCUACACAAUGUCACAGGAGUGCUCAUGACAGACUCAGACUUUAUUAAUACAGUAAAGAAAAACCUCUUCAAUGCAGGAACCCAGAAGUCAACUGAGAUUCUGGAAGCAAUGGUGAAACGCUUAUUCAAAGCAUUGUCAGGGGAUGAUAAAAGGUCUCAAUGUCUAGCAUUCACAGCACUAAAAGCAGGUGCUCAUACAGACUCCAGAACUCAGGGACUGCAGUUUGCAUCACUUAAAAGUGAAAUGCAUGGCCAAGGGAGGGACAAAGGAAAUGGACAAAUGAGGUCCCUUCCAUCUGGAAGCAAAGGCGCAGACAAGCACUGUUCAAUGGAUGUGUACGCUAAAGACCUUAUUGUAACAGCAUUAAUGUUAAUACAGCAACACCUCUUAGAAAAAAACAAGGACCAAGGACUCCGUGAGACAAAUACUACAUCAUUUGGCUAUGUCCAUGACAGGGCUGGUGGUUCCAAAUAUGGUUCAAGGCCAGAUGGUGGCAGGCAAGAUCACCUUGAAUCUCAAAAAGGUGAUAUCUCAAGUAUUCUCUUGUCAAUCAUCCAGAAAGUACUAAGAGAAGCUGGUUUUGCAGAUGAGUCUUCCUCUGACAGGGGGUAUAAGCAGCCUUCCUUUGCUGAGAGCAGACCACAGAGGGCCUUAUCAAAAUCAAAUGGGGGGCCUGAUAUGUAUGACAACAUGGAACAGAUAAACAAACAAUUCAUUGACCAACUGGUGGAAUCUGUGAUGAAGCUGUGCAUGUUGAUGGCUAAAGGCAGUGACUCCGAUGGAAGAUAUAAUGGGGUACCAUUAGGUGGUCCAGGCUCGGAGGUGAUUGUGAAUAACCAGAAUUGCAACAACAGUGCACAGAACAAAGAGCUGCAAGCUGUGCUCCAGUGGCUGGUUGCUUCGCAAUUCAAUGUGCCGAACCUGACCUUCAUGAACGAACAAGAUGGGGAAUUGUCCAGGCUUCCUCAGCUGGCUGAUAAAGCAGCCAAGAAGGGCUACAGCGUAGGAGACAUUGUUCAGGAGGUAAUGAGGUACUACGAGAAACAACAAAUGGAUGCCAUGUCGGGACACAUGCCUCGGUGUGGACUAGUUGACUGGCUGCUUGCUAACCUGUAA
Messenger RNA from Rhineura floridana, 2061 nucleotides. RefSeq names its product A-kinase anchor protein 4-like. The record is from RefSeq and is a predicted model, not a curated record. The coding region runs from base 1 to 2061 and encodes 686 amino acids. The transcript has a single exon. Gene Ontology annotation, cellular component: cytoplasm; sperm principal piece; sperm fibrous sheath. Gene Ontology annotation, biological process: intracellular protein localization. NCBI's taxonomy places the organism in Eukaryota, Metazoa, Chordata, Lepidosauria, Squamata, Rhineuridae. Gene Ontology annotation, molecular function: protein kinase A binding.